CCUGGCCGCGCGGGCGCGCGAGAGGCUGAGGCGGCGCCGGGGCGGGCGCGGAGCUGGCGAGAGGGCGGUGAAGGCGGCGCCGACGGGGCCCGCUGAGGCGCGCGGGGUAUCGGCGGCGCCCGGGAGCCUGUCGCUUGCGCGGUCCCUCCGGUUCGCUGGGUCCGGGCGAGAGGCCCCACGGCGGGAGGCAGUAUGUCGGUGGCGGGGCUGAAGAAACAGUUCUAUAAGGCGAGCCAGCUGGUCAGUGAGAAGGUCGGAGGGGCCGAAGGGACCAAGCUUGAUGAAGACUUCAAAGAGAUGGAGAAGAAGGUGGAUGUCACCAGCAAGGCUGUGACAGAAGUGCUGGCCAGAACCAUUGAGUAUCUGCAGCCCAACCCAGCUUCACGGGCCAAGCUGACUAUGCUCAACACGGUGUCCAAGAUCCGAGGGCAGGUGAAGAACCCCGGCUACCCACAGUCCGAGGGCCUGCUGGGCGAGUGCAUGAUCCGCCACGGGAAGGAGCUGGGCGGCGAGUCCAACUUUGGGGAUGCCCUGCUGGAUGCAGGGGAGUCCAUGAAGCGCCUGGCAGAGGUGAAGGAUUCUCUGGACAUAGAGGUCAAGCAGAACUUCAUCGACCCCCUGCAGAACUUGUGUGACAAGGACCUCAAGGAGAUCCAGCACCACCUGAAGAAGCUGGAGGGCCGCCGCCUGGACUUCGAUUACAAGAAGAAGCGACAGGGCAGGAUCCCCGAUGAGGAGCUGCGCCAGGCCCUGGAGAAGUUUGAGGAGUCCAAGGAGGUGGCCGAGACCAGCAUGCACAACCUCCUGGAGACCGAUAUCGAGCAGGUGAGCCAGCUCUGUGCACUGGUGGAUGCCCAGCUCGACUACCACCGGCAGGCCGUGCAGAUCCUGGACGAGCUGGCCGACAAGCUCAAGCGAAGGAUGCGGGAAGCCUCCUCUCGUCCCAAGCGGGAAUACAAGCCCAAGCCUCGGGAGCCCUUCGACCUUGGGGAGCCUGAGCAGUCCAACGGGGGCUUCCCUUGUGCCACGGCCCCCAAAAUCACACCUUCAUCAUCUUUCCGGUCUUCCGACAAGCCCAUCCGGACCCCCAGCAGGAGCAUGCCACCCCUGGACCAGCCGAGCUGCAAAGCACUGUACGACUUCGAGCCCGAGAACGCAGGGGAGCUGGGCUUCCACGAGGGUGACGUCAUCACGCUGACCAACCAGAUCGACGAGAACUGGUACGAAGGCAUGCUCCACGGCCAGUCGGGCUUCUUCCCCCUCAGCUACGUGGAGGUGCUGGUGCCCCUGCCGCAGUGAGGGCGUCGGCCCGCUCCACCCGGCCUGUGCCCACCUGCCCUCUGCAGCCAGGGCAGUGCCCGCCGGCGCUCCUGGGCCCAAGGAGGGGAAGGCAGGCCCCCCUGGGGCAACAGGGGCCAGGGAGGCAGGGGCCGCUGACAGUAGCGCUCACCCACAGCCUCUCUCCACGCAGCAGUCUUGGGGCCGGGCAGUAUUUUUCCUCCUUGCUGCUCCCUGACUGCGCGUCCCCAGCCCCGUGCCCCGAGGGGGCUGACACUAAGGUGCUCUUAGAAACACUAACUUCCUCUUGCCCCUCCAGGAACGGGUAACUCCAGGUGAGCCCCCUCAUUCACACACACACACACACACACACGUGUGCACACGACCCUGUCCUGUCUCCUCUAUUCUGGGGUGUCCCCCACCCCCCAGGAGUCCUGCCCUUAACAGGAUGAGCUGGAACAUCUGUGCCACUGGGUGUUCUGAGUAGGACCCCUGGCCAAGACUCAGCACCCUGCUUUUAAAUUACCCCACAGCACUCCUUCCCAGCCCCAACUCCAGGGCUCCCCAGGCCCUGGCACACCUGUGAUGCCACCUCCCUGGGGAGACACAGUCCUGGGGUCCUCAGGGUUCCCCUAAAGACCGGCCCUUUCCUGAGCAGCCUUGGAGCUGCUGUCGUCUCCCGCCUCCACCCCGUCCUGCACCCUGUCCUCAGUUCCCACGUGUAGGGCGCCCCACCCCAGACAAGCACACAGACGUUCUUCUCCGGCACAAGCUGCCACCACCAGCUGUGCACACAGCACACACGUGUGCACCACACACGGGACCACAGGAGUCUUCCAGCCUCUGCUCUGCAGAAGGUCAAAUACAAAGGCUUUGAUGAAUGUUCCCAGAGCCCUGGCUGCUGGGACGACCCUCAAGAGGGUCACAGGCGCCUCCCUCCUCCUAAGCUGGCCACUAUCCCCGCUGCAGACAGUGGCCCCAACCGUCUCCCCAGAGACCCAGGCAGGCAGCUGCCCUGACCAGAGCCCAGCCCUGCGUCCACUUCCUCUCUUGCCUUGUCCAAAAAUUGGCUCAACUGGGGGACUUCAGGACUGGAUCACAUUCCCCUCCUCUGAUGACCCGGCACAGCCCCCGGGGACGCCAGGCUCUGCCCCACCCUGAGCCCCCCCAGUGCCAUUCCAGGGGGGAGGCACCGACCUCCUAGCAAAAAGAUGAGCGGCAGAGCUUUGGUCACAAUCGAGGGCAGAUCAAAAUGUAAUCCUUUUUUUAAAAAAGUAUUAAAUGUCUCUUUCUAGA
Molecule: messenger RNA, 2574 nt
Organism: Ailuropoda melanoleuca (giant panda)
Lineage: Eukaryota; Metazoa; Chordata; Mammalia; Carnivora; Ursidae
Gene: SH3GL1
Product: SH3 domain containing GRB2 like 1, endophilin A2
Exons: 10
Coding region: 193-1299 (368 amino acids)
Biological process (GO): synaptic vesicle uncoating
Cellular component (GO): cytoplasm; glutamatergic synapse; presynapse
Molecular function (GO): protein binding
Source: RefSeq, a predicted model, not a curated record